AUGUCUUCCCUCACAACAGGAGUCAGCUUCCGGCCACGGUCACUGUCUGGGGUCAGGGAUGUCGUUGAAUCUUAUCGACGCGUGCAGGAGUAUCUGUCAGACUCCGUAUCUCAUCCUGCGAAUGAUACCUGUGACGACGGAGAGGAAGAAUACCUGGAGCAGGAAGCGCUCCCAAGUGACGAAGAGGAUAUUCCCGAUGAUGACCCCUCCGACGAGGCGCUGCCGUACGACGACGUGCAUAGUAAUCUCCAUUGGGAUGAGGACUUGAUUUCAGGUCCCUCUCAAGACAUCAAUAAAUCGAGUCCACGUUCAUUCGUGCUCCCCGUAUCUCGCCGCCGACCAUCAUACAACCCGUUGCCUCCAUUCCAAACACCCACCAUUUCAAUCCAGAAAGCUGAGGAGCGUACACCUUUACUGGGAAAGCGACUGUCGGUGUCGUAUGCUGAAACCCCCAUUCGAAGCACUCACGAGUCUUCUCUGACUGCUACGCAUACCGUUUCAACUGCUACGGCCCGCCGAAUGUCUCAGUUGAGCGCGAGAAAGAUAGGCCAUGACCAUCACCAGACCCAUGGAAAGGCGAAGAUGCCGUCUGGGCACAGUACGUUCGGUCAGACACUAUUUAAUGCCAUAGCCAUUCUACUUGGGAUUGGUAUGCUUUCCGAGCCGCUUGCCUUUGCACUUGCUGGAUGGGUUGGUGGCACACUCAUCGUCGCAUUUUAUGGUCUGGUUACUUGCUACACCGCAAAGAUUCUGGCCAACAUGAUUCUCGAAGACCCUCGUCUCAAGACCUACUCUGAUAUUGGCCGAAAGGCAUUUGGUCCUCAUGCAGGGCCUUGGAUCAUCAGUGUUGCUUUGGUUACCCUAUAUGCAGAUUCGCUGCACGCCAUCGUGCCCACGUAUUCAUCGAACACGUAUAAAGUAAUUGGACUGCUAAUAAUGAUACCUACGACUUUCAUGCCGCUUUCCGUGUUAUCCUAUACAUCAAUACUUGGAAUUUCCUCCACGUUGUUGAUCAUAAUAGUUGUCCUGAUAGAUGGUUUUGCCAAAACUAAUAGCCCUGGAAGUUUUUGGAGCCCUGCGGAGACUAGUAUUGGUGCCAAGGGUGUCGGUGAGCUGGGUCUUGCGUUUGGACUAUUCAUGGCUGGGCUUGCUGGACACGCGGUCAUCCCGUCUCUUGUCAGAGACAUGAGUGAUCCAUCGCAAUUUGACUCCAUGAUCACCCAGGCGUUCACUGUUGCCACCGUCGUUUAUUCAGUCAUUGGAGUCUCAGGGUAUAUAAUGUUCGGCAAUGCUGUUAGUGAUGAGUUCAGCAAAGAUCUGGCACAGUAUAGUGUGUAUCCUGUCUUGAAUCGGAUUGCCCUAUGGGGUCUUGUCUUAAGUCCACUAUCCAAAUUUGCUCUCUCUUCUAGACCGCUUAACGUAGCCCUGGAGAUGAUGCUUGGAAUUGAGGGCAGUUCAGCUCCCGUUGAAGAGCAUGGGCCCAAAACUCAAUCUCAUGACGUCGAGUCUAAUCACACCGUCCCGAAGAGCCGCCGUAUACUGAGAAGUAUGUUUGUCUUCAUCGAACGCACCCUCCUUACCCUGUGCUCGGUUGCUGUUUCCAUCUUCGUUCCUGAAUUCAGCUCGAUGAUGGCAUUUCUCGGUGCAUUCUCUUCCUUUCUACUGAGCGUGAUUGGACCGGUCUCGGCAAAGAUCGCUCUUUCUAAACGUUGCAGUGCAUGGGAUGCUUUUCUUCUAGUGGCAGGGGUUAUUAUGGCGACGUGGGGGACGGCAGCAGCAUUCUGGUCGAUGCGGGGGUCAUAA
Fibroporia radiculosa is the source of this 1803-nucleotide messenger RNA. RefSeq lists its product as uncharacterized. Gene Ontology annotation, biological process: amino acid transmembrane transport. Gene Ontology annotation, molecular function: amino acid transmembrane transporter activity. The record is from RefSeq and is a predicted model, not a curated record. Gene Ontology annotation, cellular component: vacuolar membrane. The coding region runs from base 1 to 1803 and encodes 600 amino acids. NCBI's taxonomy places the organism in Eukaryota, Fungi, Basidiomycota, Agaricomycetes, Polyporales, Fibroporiaceae. The transcript is spliced from 10 exons.